Molecule: messenger RNA, 1656 nt
Organism: Rana temporaria (common frog)
Lineage: Eukaryota; Metazoa; Chordata; Amphibia; Anura; Ranidae
Product: regulator of G-protein signaling 9-binding protein B-like
Exons: 3
Coding region: 92-796 (234 amino acids)
Biological process (GO): G protein-coupled receptor signaling pathway
Cellular component (GO): neuron projection
Source: RefSeq, a predicted model, not a curated record
AACUUAAGUGCUGAAGAUCAAGAACAACAUGUAGCUUGAUAGACUGCAGAGAUCUUAACUUUGGAGGCUUCUCGGGGAAAAAGAAGCCCAAAUGCCUAUCCAAAAUAACAAGGUAGGCAAUGAAGCAUGCAUAAACUCCCAGAAAGUCAGAGAAGAAUGCUCCGCAGUGGUGGAAGGACUGAAUAAGGUGGUGGCAUGCUACAGACACUUGGCAGUCUCUGUUGGAGGCUCCUCCGACAGUAAACGUCUUCGUGAUGAAUUGAGACGCACCCGAGAAAGGGCCCAAGAGCUGGCACUAAGCAACAGGAACACAAUUACAGCUGCCCUUCGGGAUAAACAACUGAGCAAAGAAGACCGCAUGGAGUUAGAGAGCCUGUGGGUCCAGUUUUCCAGUUGCUUGGAGCAUUUCCACACUGACAUGUGUAAGGUGUAUGAGCUAGGCCUGUCUGUUCCCCUCUCUGCAAACAAUCAGCCAGCGAUACAGACUGGUGCUACAGGCAAUACUUCCGCUAUUGCCUCAAGGGCACUGAGUGUCCAGAACAUUACCUACGAGUCACCUUCAGCAAAUAACAAAGGGAAGCUGGAACAUGCAGAGCUAGAAAAUGAAAUAUUCAAGGUGGACCAGAUGAUCACUGACAUGGAGCUAAAAGUUAAUGUCCUAAGAUGGACUGUAGAGGCAACAGUAAAUAUGAAUGAUGAGCUUGACAACAAUGAUGUCUCCUCCACAGCUUUGCUCUCAAUGGAUGAAAAAGAAAGUCGCAACUGCUGUAAUGGGUGCACUUUACUGUGUCUUUGAUUUUGUUUACUGCAGCAAUAGUAGUUGUCACAUGUUCUUCUGUGCUGUAAAUGUGAUAUAAAAUUCCUAGAUAGUGUUGCUGUGUUUUGGUUUACUACUAUUUAUAUGAUUACAAUUACAGCAUGGAUUUAAUUACAUUUAUGUGUAUGAAAUUUGAGGAACAGAAUAUGUAUUUAAAAAAUGCUACCAAGUUAGUCAGUGACUACAUUACAGGUGUCUAGACAGCAAUACGGGAGCCCAGCUGUAAUAAAGAGAAAUAAAUUAAGAAAAUAAAAAGUCGUUAUCCCACGGCAACAAAGUUAUUCCAUAUUUUAUUUUAUAAAGAAGCAGGCAAAGCUAGACUUCUUCAAAUAUAUAAAUAUUUGUUCCCAGAUUAUUAUACCUGUGUGAACCUAAAGUGUAAAUUCACCAUCAGGAAAACUUUCCAUAAAACCCCCUCCUAAUCAAUACUAUAGGGUUGAAUUACUAAAACUAGAGAGUGCAGAAUCGGGUGCAACGCUGCAUAGAACCCAAUCAGCUUCCAAGUUUUUUUUUGUCAAGCUUAAUUGAUUAAGCUGAAGUUAGAAGCUGAUUGGCUACCAUACAAAGCUGCACCAGAUUUUGCACUCUCCAGUUUUAGUAAAUCAACCCCUAUGUCCUCAGAAUAGUACAUGCCAUUUCUCCUCCUGUUGUAAAUGGUGCUACUAUUACAGAUGCAGCUGUUGGUGGCCUCUCUAAAAAAAAUUGCUAGCCAGUUGCAGGACAGGCUGACCAUUAUAGUAAUACGCCCCCUAGCAACCAGUCCUGGCAGUUCAAACUUUGUGUCUCUCCACUCCGGGCUGUUCAAACCUUGCACAUGCUCAAUGCGCGUUCUCCGUCUC